UGGUAGCUCCAAUUCAUCCCCGUGCUUCCCUCGCCGGGAGUGAUUGAGGACGAAUUUACACUCCUGUUUUUCUGGAGCCUUCUUCUGCUCCAGACCUCGCGGUGCUACGAGGGUGUUGGUUGUAACCCUAAACCGGAGCGCGUAAUUGUGGCUUGUUUACCGAGAAUUAGCACGUUUGGGGUACGCACCUACCGCUGCAAGGGUGGAAUUCCUCCAAUAACAAUUUGGUUGUGCUGAAUUGCUGUCUGCACGGUGCCCCGUGCAGGGGUCCGGAGAUUAAUGCUUUUUUGCCAGCUGCGGAUAUAGCAAAUGAGCGACAUGUUAUAGGAUGUAUUAGCUCGACAAUUGCCCCUACUCGUUGCUUACAGAUAAUGUGUGGUAAAGGCUCAUAAGUACUUUUUAAGCCUGCCUGAAAUUUGAGUUAGCUGGUUCACUGAAUUAAUUAGUUUUGCUACUGAUACACUGAGCAUCACAAAGCUAUUUUACAGUCACAUGGGUGUCUUGAGCAAAGGACAUGGGUGUGACCAAUGGUAAAUAAUUUGAUAAGAGGUUGCUGGUAAUUGCUUCAGAAGUACAAGCACUCUUUUUUUGCAUGUGUCUUAGGUUUGCAGUUUUUUCCUCUCAAUUCCUUAAGCAAUCUGUCUCAUGUGAAAUACCUGUGAAUCAAAGAGUGCUUUAGCAUGUUGGUCGGACAAUUCUCUGGCUUAUAUGAUGCAAGUUCAGUAUGUACCAUGGCAAAACUUUCUGGAAAUCCCCCUUUUCAGCUUAUGUGUGCACGCACCUUCCUUUUUGUAGAUUGCACAAUUUUGCUGCAAUCAGAAAUUGUAGUCGAUAAUAGCCCCUCCAAGAGUGUAAAUACCAAAGAGCAGAUUAUUUCUAUUACAGCUGAGAAAACAAGUGCUACUGAUGCGCGUGGCUCUACCUCCUUAAAGUCACCAGAAGGUGCACAUGAGAAGGCUAAUUUUUUGGGAAAAGGUGGAGAACAGCCUUAUGUCUACCAGCCCAAUGUGAAUGUACCACAGCCACAGACAGUCUAUUCUGGAGGAUACAUCAAUCCUUCAGGGCAAUGGGAAGAGUAUCCCUAUUAUGUGAGUAUGGAAGGACUCCAUUCUGCGUCACCUUCAAUCAUGCUAUCUCCUGGGUAUGCGAACAACCCCCAAAUGAUGUAUGGAGCUUAUUCUCCUGUUUCAACUGUUGGAGAGGGCCAGUCCUAUUCCCCUAUGCACUUCCCCUUCUCAAGUCCUUACUAUCAGCCACCGGCUUCUCUUAGUAUGGGAUACUCAAAUUCUAGUACUGGAAUGUCUCAAGGAGACCCUAUGCUUCAGCAAGAGUACUUCCUUCCUGAUGGUCUUCUCUAUUCACCCACAACAGUGUACCACCAACCAUUUGAGUCAUACAACAGAGCGGCAACACAACCAAGCAGUGCUCCGGGAUUAUUUGGGCAAGGGAAUGCACCAUUGGUUUCUGGAAUGCAGCAUGGAUCAAUGUAUAAUUCUGGAUCCUACAAGGCACGCCAACAAGCUAGUAAAUAUGGAGGCACUACUCCUAAUUGGGGUUCUGCUGGUCGUAGAUUUAAUAAUUUCGACUACAACUCCAGUCAACAAAGGGGGAGCAUGCCAUUCAAUAUCCAGAAUGGUGCAUUGGAGUUUCUGAAUGAGCAAAACCGUGGCCCACGUGCUGCAAAACCAAAGAAACAAGACAGAGACAAUUCUUUAGUAGAUGACAAAAGCGAGAAAACCACUCAACUUAUUGACAGUGAACUGUACAAUUGUCCUGAUUUUGCCACGGAGUACAAGGAUGCGAUUUUUUUUGUAAUUAAAUCAUACACGGAGGACCAUGUACAUAGGAGCAUUAAGUACAAUGUUUGGGCCAGCACAGCUAGUGGCAAUAGAAAGCUGGAUUCAGCUUAUCGUGCGGCCAAACAGAAAGAAGACCAUUGCCGUGUUUUCUUGUUCUUCUCGGUUAAUGGCAGUGGUCAGUUCUGUGGUGUUGCUGAGAUGAUUGGACCUGUUGACUUCGACAGAAGUGUUGAUUACUGGCAGCAAGACAAGUGGAGUGGCCAGUUUCCUGUGAAGUGGCACAUUAUUAAGGAUGUCCCAAACACCCUACUCCGGCACAUCACUCUUGAGAAUAAUGACAACAAACCUGUAACAAAUAGCAGGGACACCCAGGAGGUCAAGCUAGAGUAUGGUCUCCAGAUGCUAAGCAUAUUCAAGAAUCAUGAGGCUGAGACAAGCAUUGUGGAGGACUUCGACUUCUAUGAGCAACGGGAGAAAGCCUUGAAGGAAAAUAGACGUCAGCAGCAGCCUGGCAGCGCAGAGUCCCUGAAGCCAACAGACGCUAAGGCUGUAGGGAACUCUGUUACUCAUAUCGCGGACUCAUUUUCUCGGAGUGUCCAGCUGAAAGAAAUUGAGAAAAGUGAUAACAAACUGACAGCUGAUGGUGCCAUCUCAGUGAAUGAUGCACAGACAGCUACCGUCAAGGCCGAAGAAAGCAACACAAACAAAACUAAAGGUCCUGUGGAGGAGAGCAGUUGAUUUAUCUCCUGCCAUUUACUAGUUUGGAGCAGCAGUUGGAUCCAUAUGAUUUGAUGCUCGUCUGGAGUUGAGAAGGGAAAAAGAUGCCGAUUCGAGUCAGUCGUGGGCUGCUGCUGCUUCAGUUGUGAACAUCAUAGUCCUUGUUUUGCCUCCACUUAGGUUAUAGUUUCAAUAUCAUAGUUCCAAAAUUCUUGUUCGUGGAUCCUUGCUUCCGUGUUCUUUCUUGUUUUCUUCUCUUUGUUUUUACUUGUGUUGUGUCCUGAAUGCUGUUCAGUUUUAGUGGCCUUCUCAUCUCCUUUUGGUUUACCCGUCUGUCAUAAAUGCUGUCGAGUUUUAGUGGUACCUGCAUCGUGUUGUGAAAUGUUCCCUUCUAUUAGUGUUUUAGCCGUAUUCUCAUUCUCA
Messenger RNA from Triticum aestivum (bread wheat), 2939 nucleotides. Its product is annotated as YTH domain-containing protein ECT1. Gene Ontology annotation, molecular function: mRNA binding. Gene Ontology annotation, cellular component: cytoplasm. The record is from RefSeq and is a predicted model, not a curated record. Bases 681 to 2537 code for a protein of 618 amino acids. Gene Ontology annotation, biological process: mRNA destabilization. The transcript is spliced from 8 exons. Lineage: Eukaryota; Viridiplantae; Streptophyta; Magnoliopsida; Poales; Poaceae.